This is a messenger RNA of Fonsecaea erecta, 147 nucleotides long. RefSeq lists its product as hypothetical. The coding region runs from base 1 to 147 and encodes 48 amino acids. The record is from RefSeq and is a predicted model, not a curated record. The transcript has 2 exons. Lineage: Eukaryota; Fungi; Ascomycota; Eurotiomycetes; Chaetothyriales; Herpotrichiellaceae.
AUGCGCGUCGGCACCGGCGGAGUUGAAAGCGGCAGUGAAUACCCUCAGAGAAUAUCUCUUGGCGAAGUGGUGGGCCUGUCUCGAUUCUUCCUGGCACGCUCGGGAACUGUGGUAGCGAUGGCUUUGUCAUCCAUCAACUUUGUGUGA